AUGGCAGAGGUUGUAGUCUUCAGCUUGAUCGAGAAGAUGACCGAUGCUGUGGCCACUGCAGCAGUCCGACCUCCCGGCAGCCUCGCCAGGCCUCAGCAGAACGUUCACGAAGGGAUGAUCCGGAUCAAGAGCGAGCUCGAGGUGAUGCAGGAGUUCCUCAAGUCCAUGAACACGUACAGAGGCGAACAAGAGCUGGUCUUUAUCUCCUGGGCCAAGCAGGUUCAAGAUGUGGCCUACGACAUCGAGGACAUCGUCGACGAGUACACCUACGUCGUCGCCGGUAGCAGCUGGGGCAGCUUGGGAGCCUUCGUCCGUGGCCUCUCCAACGACGCCAAGGCCACUGCUUUGCGCGAAAUCGCCAGGAGACUGGAGGCCAAGGAAGUUAGCCUUGCUCAGCUAUCAGGAAUCGGAGAGUUGCCUGUCAUCAGAAUCCCACAGAGGUUGGCGGAGCUGCCCGACGACCCCCAGCCGGGCUACCAUUUAGCGGAAUCAGCACACUUCGUCGAGGAAGACGAACUUGUGGGGAUCGACGACCACAAAGAUAGGCUUAUCGGGUUGCUGACGGACGAGGAGCCCCGGCGCACCGCAGUCGCCGUCUUCGGCAUGGGCGGCGUCGGGAAGACCACCCUCGUGACCAGAGUUUACAGAGACAGAGCAAUCCUCAGCCACUUCAGCUGCCGCGCGUGGGUCUUUGUGUCCCAAAACUACAACAUCGAUGACCUGCUGCGGAAGAUCCUGAGGGCGCUGCUGCAGGAGAGGAUGGAAGAGGCCGCCGACGACUUCGAUUCGAUGGAGUACAGGAGGCUGGUGGAAGCACUCCGCGCGCAUCUGGACCGCCAGAGGUACCUGAUUGUGCUGGACGAUGUGUGGCAAGUCAGCAUCUGGACGGACAUCAGCUACGCGCUGCUCGCCAACAGCUGCCGGAGCAGAGUCGUCAUCACCACGAGGAUGCAGGAAGUGGCUUCGGUGGCGGGUGGCAGCCGGGUCAUGACAGUGGACCCUCUGCCGGAGGAGAUGGCGUGGUCUCUCUUCUGCAAGAAGGCGUUUCCGAGGGGGGAAGGAAGCGUGUGCCCCCCGGCGCUGGAGCACUGGGCCAGAAGAAUCGUGGACAAGUGCGAAGGCCUCCCCCUCGCCAUCGUCGCCAUCGGCAUCCUGUUGUCCCACAGGGACAGGGCGGAGUCGACAUGGAAGAGCAUGCACGACGGCCUGACAUGGUCUACCACCGAACACACAGGGCUCCAUAGAGUCUCCAGAAUCCUGAGCCUAAGCAUCAGGCAUCUACCGUACCACCUCAGGAACUGCCUCUUACACUGCAGCCUCUUCCCGGAGGGUUACCUCAUCGGAAGAAAUCGGUUGAUCAGGCUCUGGGUGGCGGAAGGGUUCGUGAAGGAGCGGCGUCAGAGGUCGAUGGAGGAGGUGGCCGAGGACUACCUCAACCAACUGGUCGGCCGCUGCCUGCUCCAAGUCACCCACACAAACGAGUCCGGAAGGGUGCGCUUCUGCCGAGUUCAUGACCUCGUCAGGGAGCUCAUCGUGGCCAGAUCCAGAGAGGAGCACUUCGCCGAGGCGUACGACGGCAAGCCGGAAGAUUUAAGCGAUCGGAUCCGGCGGCUCUCCCUCGUGCAGGGUGAAGAUGAGAGGCUGAGCGAGAAGAUGCCGCUGCUUCGGUCCUUCCUUGCGUUCUCACCGGCUUCCACCUCGCUGCUCUCCAAGUGUCGGCUGAUAAGAGUCUUGGAUCUCCGCGCCGCUCCAUUGAAGAGCUUGCCGGACGAGAUAGGCCACCUCUUCAACUUGCGAUACCUGAGCAUACGGCGCACCAAUGUCAGGCACCUGCCCAAAACACUGGGAAGCCUUCGGAAGCUUGAAACCUUGGAUGCGGUCUACACCCACGUCGAGGAGCUCCCCAGCGGAGUCACAAGGCUGGAGAGCCUGCGGCAUCUGAUGGUGAAGAAGUUCCACCGUCAGACUUCAAGAUACACCAUUCUCGGCGGCGGAGUCGUCGUUCCGGGCGGGAUUGGCAAGCUGAAGAAGCUGCAGACUCUGAGGGCCGUGGUGGUGGAGGACGAGACGACGGUCCGGCAUCUGCGGAGUCUGACGCAGAUGAAGAGCUUGGACAUCAGAGGCGUGAGAACCAUCCACAGCAAGUUGCUCUCGGCGUCCAUAUCCAAUAUGGAUCGCCUUGUUCGCCUGGUGGUGAUGGCGAGGCACAAAGACGACACCUUGCUGCUAAACAACCUCACUCCUCCGCCGCAGCUGCGGAAGCUGAGCUUGUACGGGAUGCUGGAGAAGGGGAUGACGUCUCGGUGGCCUGACUCUCUCAGAGCUCUCACUCAUUUGGUCCUAAAGAUGUCGAGACUCAAGGAGGACUCGCUGUCUUCGCUCAUGGAGUUGCCCAACCUGGUGUCCCUCUUUCUCAUGCAAGCAUACGACGGGACCGAGCUGUGCUUCCGUGCCGGUUGGCUCCGGAGGCUCAAGUCUUUGGGGCUGUGUGAUAUGAUCCACCUCAGCCACAUGGAAAUAGAAGAGAACGCCCUCGAGAGCCUGCGUGAGCUGAGACUGGUAAGGUGUGGCAAGUUGAAGACGAUUCCAGUUGGUAUAGAGUACCUCGGUGGCUUGCAGAAGCUGGAACUCGAGGGCAUGCCGAUUGAGCUGGUGGAGAAGCUGCAAGGAGGGGGACAGACCGAGGACGACCGUGUGCGGCUUCAACAUAUCCCCAUCAUCAUGAACUGGUUCCAGAGAGAUGGAUGUUGGAUGGAGGAAAGGCUCUCUUAACAUCUUUUUCACCAUUGUUUAGAUCAUAGCCUGUGAUCGUUUAGAUCUCAGUUGCUGGUGUCUAGAACCAUUACCUGAACUUGAGUGCAAUUGGAAACACAAGUUAUGCAUCUGGAACAAUGUAAUUGCGAUUUACAUAGCAAGGAUCAUCAUCAUUGAAAUUUA
Musa acuminata AAA Group (dessert banana) is the source of this 2937-nucleotide messenger RNA. RefSeq names its product disease resistance protein RPM1-like. Lineage: Eukaryota; Viridiplantae; Streptophyta; Magnoliopsida; Zingiberales; Musaceae. Gene Ontology annotation, molecular function: ADP binding. The transcript has a single exon. Gene Ontology annotation, biological process: defense response to other organism. Bases 1 to 2772 code for a protein of 923 amino acids. The record is from RefSeq and is a predicted model, not a curated record.